UCCUUCUUGUUCCUGCAUCCUCACUUCACUUCUCUGUACACCAAUUCUUGCAUUUCACUUUCUUUCGCGCUUCAUCACAAACUCCACCAGCCCCAAAAUGCACCACCACACCCUCCUUCUCCCCUUCCUCCUCGCCGCUCUUACAUCCGCCAAACCAACCAAACGCGACGACACCUGGGGCGGCGCCCUCUCCCUGGGUCCCACAACCUCUCACAUAAUCCACGCAAUCACGACCCUCGUCCCGGGUGCCGCGCCCUCCUCCCAGAACGGCGAGCUCUUCCUCUGGCCUGGGAUGAGCAACGGCACCGGAGACCUGAUCCAAACCACGCUCGAGAGCUGGCCUGACAAUAGCUGGUGCGGAGCCACGCCUGGACAGUGGUGUGUGCGGGCGUCGCUAUUUGGAUCGUUUGGGCAGCUAGAUGGGCAGGCGGGGGUGGUUGGGGAGGAGGAUCAGGUUAGGAUUGAGUAUAGUAGAAGUGCGGAUGGGUUGGUUUGGAUUCAGAAUGUCACGAAUGCAGUAACAGGAGCGUAUCUCUCUUCUUUUAGCCAUGAAUCUGGGCCGAUGACUGGAUGGGGGACUGGAACGGAAUGCGAUGAUGAUUGUAGUGGUACUGUUUCCGCACAGACGUAUAAGAAUACUACGAUUACGCUUGCUUCUUCUGAUACGGCGUUUGGGGAUACGCUUGGUGUUUCUGGGGGGACGACGUAUAGCGGGUUGAGUGUUAGUGCUGAUGGGACGGUGUGGCAUAUUGAUAGUAUUAGUGUUCCUGCUAUGGAUUAAGAUGAAGAAGGGAAGUUUGUUGCUGGUGGGGUUUUCUGUGUCUAUAUUUCUCUCCUGUGAGCAACGAUUUUCGGGUCAAGCAGAUACUGCCUCGAAAAAGAGAGCCACAAACUCUGAUCAGGUUGAUAUUCUCCUCUUUUCCCCAAGAAAAGAGCCUAUAUGAACUGAGACUUCAAAGAUGAUGCAGAAGUUGUCGUCAGUCCAUGUCUAUGUCUCAUCUCGUAGCCCCGCACAAGGCUACCGUCCUUCUUCCAUCGCAGCCUUCGCAAUUAGGCGACAUCCAACCUCA
Messenger RNA from Mollisia scopiformis, 1070 nucleotides. RefSeq lists its product as uncharacterized. The coding region runs from base 98 to 781 and encodes 227 amino acids. Lineage: Eukaryota; Fungi; Ascomycota; Leotiomycetes; Helotiales; Mollisiaceae. The record is from RefSeq and is a predicted model, not a curated record. The transcript has 3 exons.